GAGACUGAGCAUACUUUAAGGAACAAGUUUUUUACCCAGGAUCACCUGAUGAUGAUGCUACACAGAAUCAUAGAUUAGAAGACUUCUGAGAUUUUCAAGUCCAAUCGGUGACCGAACACCACCAUGUCAACCAGAGCACGGCACUCAGUGUCAUGUCCAGUCUUUCCUUAAACUCCUCCAGGGACAGUGACGCCACCCUUGGGCAGCCCCUUCCAAUGUCUAAUCGCCAGUUCUGUGAAGAAAGUCCUCCUGAUGUCCAACCUAAACCUCCCCUGGCGCAGCAGACCGGUAGCACGGGAGUCAGGACUGGGAGCCUUCCAUGCGGAGCCCAUAUCCACGAGGACAUCCCGGAACAGGCGCCCCGCUCUCCCGUUACCUGCCCGCAUUCCGCGGGUCGCCAUGGGAACGGGCGCGGCGCGGGGCAUCCCGGGCCGCAACAGAACGCUGCAGUAAAACCCGGCCGGGCGCCGCGCCGCAGCCAAUGGGCGUUCAGGGAACGGCAGCACUGGCCAAUGGGCGCCCGGGAGGCGGUGCCGGUGGCCAAUGGGGGGCGGCCGGCGCGCAGGGGGCGGGGCAGGGGCGCUGCGAGGCGCGCACGGAGCAGAGCGCAGCGCCGUCCGCUCUGCAGCGCCCGAACGGCAAUCAUGAGUGAUCGAAAGGCAGUGAUCAAAAAUGCGGACAUGUCAGAAGAGAUGCAGCAAGACUCGGUGGAAUGUGCAACUCAAGCCUUGGAGAAAUACAACAUUGAGAAGGACAUCGCUGCUCACAUAAAGAAGGAAUUUGACAAGAAAUACAAUCCCACGUGGCACUGCAUCGUGGGAAGGAAUUUUGGCAGCUACGUGACUCAUGAGACCAAGCACUUCAUCUACUUCUACCUCGGCCAAGUCGCUAUUCUUCUUUUCAAGUCUGGCUAGAGCCUUGGACUGUUACUGAAACUUGCACUUGGGUACAGGACUGCACACUGAUUCCCACCUUCAGCCUUCCUGGGGAAAUACAUCUUGAUCUUCAGGUCUUUUGUUGUGUUGUUAAUGGUCAGGGAUUUUGCUGUAGCGGCUGGUAUUUUCAUUGUGGCUAUAUAGAGAAGCAAAAAUGUCUUCCUUGUAUUUAUUUUCUUUCAAAAGAUGGCUUCUUUGCUAAUAAAACCGUUGGAACAAGUUUA
Messenger RNA from Vidua macroura (Pin-tailed whydah), 1159 nucleotides. It is a transcript of the gene DYNLL1, whose product is annotated as dynein light chain LC8-type 1. Gene Ontology annotation, molecular function: dynein intermediate chain binding; dynein light intermediate chain binding. Bases 153 to 914 code for a protein of 253 amino acids. The record is from RefSeq and is a predicted model, not a curated record. Gene Ontology annotation, biological process: cilium assembly; microtubule-based process. Gene Ontology annotation, cellular component: cytoplasmic dynein complex. Lineage: Eukaryota; Metazoa; Chordata; Aves; Passeriformes; Viduidae. The transcript has 3 exons.